Nothoprocta perdicaria is the source of this 3389-nucleotide messenger RNA. RefSeq names its product shisa family member 5 (gene SHISA5). The transcript has 6 exons. Gene Ontology annotation, biological process: positive regulation of canonical NF-kappaB signal transduction. Lineage: Eukaryota; Metazoa; Chordata; Aves; Tinamiformes; Tinamidae. The record is from RefSeq and is a predicted model, not a curated record. The annotation marks the transcript as partial. Gene Ontology annotation, cellular component: endoplasmic reticulum.
UGCCUGCUGCUGCCCGCCGUUUUGGGUGAGGACUGUGAGGCUUAUAUUGAUAAAUAUGGCGAGGUGCAACCUGCAAAAUCCUGUCCCAACUUCUGCUGUGGAGAUUGCACCCAUAAAUACUGCUGCUCUGAUGCCCUGUUGAAAUUCGAUGAGGAACAACAGCUUAAGUGCUCUCCGCUUGAUGGAAGCAUCUCUGACUCGAGCCAGGCGAAUUUCCUGCAUUUCCGUGCAGACUUUGAUGAUGACUUCUUCGACAGCGGCCCCAGUUUUGGAACCCUUAUUGGGAUUGGGAUUGCCCUCUUUGCUGUGGUUGUGAUCACUAUUAUCUUGUGCCUCACCUGCUCCUGUUGCUGUUUGUACAAAGCAUGUCGAAGACCAAGGCCUGUUGUGACGGCCACCACGGCCACCACGGUGGUGCACGCUCCGUAUCCGCAGCAAGCAGCGGUGCCGGCGAGCUACCCCGCAGCGCCCUACCAAGGCUACCAGCCCGUGGCCAUCCAGCCGCAGCCCGGCAUGCCGGCCGCGCCGUAUCCCACGCAGUAUCCGCCCCCGUACCCCACGCAGCCCUCCGGACCCCCCGCUUACCAUGAAACCAUGGCAGGUGGUGCAGGAGCACCUUACCCCGUCAGCCAGCCCCCAUACAAUCCUGCUUAUGUGGAUCCUCAGAAGCCCAUCUAUUGAACAGAUCUGCUACAAUGCUUCUGCAUACAAAACUUUUUAAAAAUACAAUUUGUGCUGUUUACACCACGUAGUAUAUUUUCCUGGAAGACAACUAUUUUGUUAAAGUGAAAGUUAUUUCAGUAUCUUUUUAUUUCUUGCAGAAAUAAUUUACUUAUACCUCAAGCAAAUACAAAAAGAGAUUUUGUUCAAACUACAGUGAGAAAAGUAUGAGGGAGUAUUUCAAAUUUCUAACAUUUGCUGUAGAAUAAUUUUGAAGUGAAUUUUGAAGAGAUUGAAAGGAAUGACCUAGCAUGAGCAUUUCCACACACCCWGAGCUGUAGCAAUAUUUUGCACAGUGCUAAAAUGUAAGAACUUAAUCUCUUUGAAACUCAAUGAUAAUGUUAUGCCUGUUUUGAAGUUACUGUCACUAUGUAGGCUGCAUUGUAAGACACUUCAUUUAUGGUUUAAAAGGGAAUUUUUCGUUUUUGAAACAUAUUUGCAUUCUGUAAGGAAUAGUAAACUAUGUUUAAUUGUCUUUGUGCUAGCURCAUUUUUUUAUGCUAAAUAGCAUGGGUUGAUUAUUUCCUUGUUUUCUUUUCCUAUUUUAAGGUUUAAAAGCUGUAACUUCAUUGUUACAGCUUCUCAAGCUAUUUUAAUUCAUAGAAAAACAGUUAAAAAGAAACAAACCCUCUGCCAUYCACUACAACAACUAGAUUAGAAGUUGAAACCCUGAGAAUUCCGCACAAAAUUAAUGGAUAAGUCCUUGGUUUGUGUAAUAGUUGUGUAUUACAGAGUAGUUUGAAAAAACAAWUCACCACCUUAAUCGUGCGUGUGGAGUGGAAGUGAGUGCCAGUAUUCAGUCCUGGAUCAUCACAGGGGAAGUGACUUUAUAGGAGAUAUGCAAAAUCACAAAUAGGUUUUUUUUUAAUUUUUAGCAUUUGUUACUGUGUAUAGCAGGAACCUUGUAGGGAUCUUUAUAAACUAAGCCUGUGCUUGAGAAAUAAUAUUGGAGGGGAAUAAGAAGUACUGACCUGAUAUGCAGCAGAGACCAAAGCUCCCUUCUGUCUUCAACAUUCCCRUUACCCUGAAAAGAGAACAAGAAGUCAGGUUAGAGGGGUGGAAGGGUUUGGUCACAGAGACACAAUGCAUUUCCAGCAUCAUGCUUACAGUCAUGAAAACAUCUUAAAGCAAUUUUGUGACUAUUACCAAUAUUUGCAAGGCUCUUGGCUUCUGUACAACUUGGUAAUUAUCAAGCAACUCAUGUCUUUUUUUAGUAUAUUCUAAAAUUUUGUCUAAUAUUGAAAUACAAUUUGUUAUUCUCCAGAAGAGCUCUCUGUUGACCAUUGUAUCAAUCACUGUGACAUAAUUUGUGGAAUGAUUUUGACACAUCUCAUAUACAGAUAUUACUUGCUGAGAGGCUGUCCUAGGAUUCUACAUUUGGCCUCUAUUACUGCUUAAAAAUCAAUGAUCUGGAAACUGGUAGAAUUGUUUUAUCUCAUACACCUAUGCAGAAUGUUGGAUGGAAACUGCUGCUAUCCAAGGCAGACUUAUUUAUUUCUCUUUCCAAUUGAGUUCUUUUCUAAGUUAUUCCAGUUCUUGAUUAAGAAAAUCUUAGGGCAUUUCAGAAAAAAAAAAAAAGUAUCAUUUUUUAGCAUAGUUGGUUAGCAUAGUUAGCAUUGUGAUUCAUGAUAACCUAUGCACCUCUUUUAUGUCUCUCUGGGCACAGAGUUUAAGUUGACAGCAUGAAACAGUGCCAGGAGACAUUCACAAAGCAAGAAUGCAGUGUCUCUUCUUUUGAUCUUUYUCUUCCCUGUCUUGCAGAUCAGGUAUUGGGUGCUGCUUCAUUACACAGCUAGGAGUUGCAAGGCAACAACCAAAAAUGGCCAGUGUCAGUUGCUGAAGCAUUUUCCUAGAAAUCCUGAGUAUUUGUGUUGGAGGUCACUAAAGCAGUGCAAAAGUCAUCCUUUAUGUAGAUCCUACCUCUGUGUGUUCGCAGAAGGAAGCAAAGAGCUUUGCUCACCUGUGCCCAGGAUGAAUCYGGCCAGUGAGCAGAGGUGCAGGCAGCUCUGGGGCACAGGUACGAUUUCCAGUAGCUCCGUUUAUGAAGUUACUCUGUGGCUCUGUUUCUUUCCAGCAUCUCAGGUGACAAACCAGGCAGCUCGUGGUGGUGUCAGUAGGUUUGUAAUUUGGAUAUUAAAGGAAGGUCUGCAACUUYGGAAGUUGGCUCUGUCAUCUGCCAUCUGUCAUCCCUAAGUAAAAAGCAUGUUACUGUAAGGAGUUGGGGAGUAGUGGYAGCAACGACAACAGAAGCCCCAAAGCGGAAUUUUUAGGGUAGAUAUAGAAGAGACCAGAUAGUACAGAGAUGUUCAGGGUGAUCCAGGAGAAGUGGGAGGAGAUGGGGUGUCCUGAAAGAGAGGUGGGGUUAAGGAGCCUGUCCAUUUAUACCUUAUCUUCAAUGAGUAUAUGAUAACGAUAGCGAUAGUCAAGAGUUGAAUCAUUAAUACACAAAGAAUGUAUUAACUACUUCAGUUACAAAAGYAGUUGAAAGAAAAUAGUCCAUUUUCCUCAUUUCUUAAUUGGAGCACUUAGCCAGAUCUUUUCUUACUGUUAGUGUAUUAACCAUCAUCAAAAAUAAGACACGGGACCAAAUUUUGUUCAGGUAUUCCCAUGCAAAUCCACUGAAACCUGUUUUCAUACACUUAAGUGAAUAUGUUGGCUAUAGAAAAGAA